Molecule: messenger RNA, 732 nt
Organism: Humulus lupulus (European hop)
Lineage: Eukaryota; Viridiplantae; Streptophyta; Magnoliopsida; Rosales; Cannabaceae
Exons: 1
Coding region: 1-732 (243 amino acids)
Molecular function (GO): RNA-DNA hybrid ribonuclease activity; nucleic acid binding
Source: RefSeq, a predicted model, not a curated record
AUGACAUUAGUGUUAAAAUCUGACCCUUUGAGGUACAUUCUUUCGAAACCCGUGUUGUCUGGACGAUUGGAAAAAUGGUUCAUGAUUUUGUCAGAGUUUGAAAUCAACUUUGUCCCGCAAAAAGCAAUAAAAGGACAAGCAUUGGCUGAUUUUCUGGCAGGGCACCUGAUUCCAGACAAUAUGGAGUUGCAUGAGGACCUUCCAGAUGAGGAAGUUUUCACAAUUGAAACCUCAUCUUGGCAACUUUCCUUGGAUGGGGCAGCAAAGAAGUGUGGGGCAGGUGCUGGAAUUGUCUUUGGGACACCUUCUAAAGGACUGAUACCUUACUCUUUUCACAUCUUGGCUAUAUGUACCAACAAUGUAGUAGAAUAUGAAGCAUUGAUAAUCAGUCUCGAAAUUGCACUUGAAAUGCAAAUACAAUCACUGAAGGUAUAUGGAGAUUCUCUUCUAAUUACCAAACAAAUUAAUGGUGAAUUUGCAGUCAAGCAUGAGGCUCUAAUUCAUUAUCAUGAGAAGGCUAAUCAUUUGAUUGCUCAAUUCCAAACUAUCACAUUAGAUCAUAACCCUAGGUCAAAAAAUGGCAAAGUUGAUGCUUUAGCUAAAUUAGCUGCAUCACUAACAAUUCCUGUUGAAAGGGAUAUUCAAAUUACAAUAGGAGAACGCCAUUUGUUUACCCCGAAUUAUGGAGAGGUUAGAGGAAAUAAGUACCAUAUAUUUGGUAACUUUCCUUGA